GUCCACCUAACCUGAUCUAUGAUCAGCUCGGUGUGUGUCUCCUCUUACCGCGGGCGCAAGUCGGGCAACAAGCCACCCUCCAAAACAUGCCUGAAGGAAGAGAUGGGCAAAGGGGAAGAGUCGGACAAGAUCACCAUCAACGUGGGGGGCACCAGGCAUGAGACGUACAAGAGCACGUUGCGCACCUUGCCCGGCACUCGGCUGGCCUGGCUCGCUGACCCCGACGCCCAGAGCAAUUUUGACUUUGACGGGCAAAGCAACGAGUUCUUCUUCGACCGCCACCCGGGGAUUUUCUCCUACGUGCUGAAUUACUACCGCACGGGCAAGCUGCACUGCCCGGCGGACAUCUGCGGGCCCCUCUUCGAAGAGGAGCUCACCUACUGGGGCAUCGACGAAACCGACGUGGAGCCCUGCUGCUGGAUGACUUACCGGCAGCACCGCGAUGCCGAGGAAGCCCUGGAUAUCUUUGAGAGCCCGGAGCCUGGGGCCAGGGGGGGCGGAGAGGAGACAGAGGACGAAGGGGCCCGGGAAAUGACCCUGCAGCGCCUGGGCAUGGAUGACAGGCCCGCUGGAGCUCCGGGGGCCUCUGGAGGAGGAGCGGGAGGCUGCUGCCGCAACUGGCAGCCCAAGAUGUGGGCGCUCUUUGAGGAUCCCUAUUCGUCCAGGGCAGCCCGGGUAAUUGCGUUUGCUUCCUUGUUUUUCAUUCUGGUGUCAAUCACAACGUUUUGCCUGGAGACGCACGAAGCCUUCAUCAUAGCUGUUAAUGUGACUGAGACGCUGGUGGUGGGCAACACAACAGAGAUCCUUGUGGUGCGAAAGAUGGAGACAGAGCCGAUCCUCACCUACAUUGAGGGCGUGUGUGUGCUGUGGUUCACACUGGAGUUUCUAGUACGCAUUGUUUUUUGCCCGGAUAAAUUGGUCUUCAUUAAGAACCUUCUUAACAUCAUUGACUUUGUAGCCAUCUUGCCCUUCUAUUUGGAGGUGGGACUCAGUGGGCUGUCAUCCAAGGCAGCACGGGAUGUGUUGGGCUUCCUGAGGGUAGUCCGUUUUGUCCGGAUCCUCCGGAUCUUCAAGUUGACGCGCCAUUUUGUUGGACUUCGGGUGCUGGGCCAUACGCUCCGGGCCAGUACCAAUGAGUUCCUCCUCCUUAUCAUCUUCCUGGCUCUAGGAGUUUUGAUCUUUGCCACCAUGAUCUACUAUGCUGAAAGGAUUGGAGCCAAGCCAUCUGACCCCAGCGGUAGUGACCAUACCCAUUUUAAGAAUAUUCCCAUUGGAUUCUGGUGGGCAGUGGUGACCAUGACUACACUGGGCUAUGGCGACAUGUACCCCAAAACCUGGUCAGGCAUGCUGGUGGGAGCUCUCUGUGCUCUAGCGGGGGUCCUUACCAUCGCCAUGCCUGUCCCAGUCAUUGUCAACAACUUUGGAAUGUAUUACUCAUUGGCCAUGGCUAAGCAGAAGCUCCCAAAGAAGAAAAAGAAGCACAUACCCCGCCCAGCGCUGCUCGACUCUCCAGCAGCGUACUGCAAGUCUGAGGACAAUUCGCCCCACAACAGCAUUCAGAGUUAUAACAGUCCCCUGGCAGCUGCAACAGCAGUGGGGAUGAUGGAGCGAAGAAGAUCAGAUACCAAGCAGAAUGGCGAUGCCAACGUGGUGCUGUCAGACGAGGAGCAGCCUCUUUCGCCGCCACCUGAGGAGAAGCAGCCCAUGAGGCGCUCAAGCACCAGGGACAAAAACAAGAAAGCAGCUACCUGCUUUCUUCUGAGCGCUGGAGAUUUCUCUUGUGCUGCCGCCGAUGGUGGCAUUCGGAAAGGACUGUUGAAUCCUCAAUGACUCACUAGAAGCUGGGAUUGGCUCAAGCAAUUUUCCUGUUAGAAAUGUAAAUGGGAAGAAUGUAAGCUGGAAUGACCUGCCUUCUUGCUGUAAUCCUGCUUGCUAUGUAUUCAGUAUAUACAAAACAUGUCCAAGGCAUCCCAGGUUACUCCAGUCUACCAGUGUCAUCAUGGACUCUCAUUCUUUACAAACACCCGAACUGUUUUAUCAACAGCCUCCGCCUUGUGUUGACUGAUUUACUGGCCGGCAUUGCUGCUGUUCCACUAUAGUAACUUAAAUGGUUCCCGGACCUUCCUACGGACGGACGUUGCUAAUCUUAGAUACCUUCCUGCAGGCACCUGCAGUUGCUUCAGUAUGUAAGUGCCAAGCAUUGUCUGCAGAUUUUAUUUUUUUAGAGACUCAACUGUGUGUGCUCCAAGCUUCUUCCAUAGGAAAUUCCCAUUCUAAAAAUGAUAUUCAUGGAAUUGUUUGGGAAUAUUAACCCACGAGAUGUUGAAAGGAGAAAUCUUUUACUUCCUGACAAAGUCGCUUGUGGAUGUGUUCAAUGGAGAAGAAGCAGAAUCAUUAGACUGGGGAGGUGAUUAUGUGUUUUUUCCCCGGUGCUGUUACUACAUCCCAAACAGUAUUUAGUACUAUUAUCUUCUGCGCUGUACACAUGCCUCUUCCUGUCAAAUUGUACUAGAGUCUUAAUAAAAAGAUCU
This is a messenger RNA of Elgaria multicarinata webbii, 2531 nucleotides long. RefSeq names its product potassium voltage-gated channel subfamily C member 4 (gene KCNC4). The transcript has 4 exons. Gene Ontology annotation, cellular component: axon terminus; presynaptic membrane; postsynaptic membrane. Gene Ontology annotation, molecular function: protein binding; delayed rectifier potassium channel activity. Bases 19 to 1830 code for a protein of 603 amino acids. NCBI's taxonomy places the organism in Eukaryota, Metazoa, Chordata, Lepidosauria, Squamata, Anguidae. Gene Ontology annotation, biological process: protein homooligomerization; potassium ion transmembrane transport. The record is from RefSeq and is a predicted model, not a curated record.